Molecule: messenger RNA, 2000 nt
Organism: Linum trigynum
Lineage: Eukaryota; Viridiplantae; Streptophyta; Magnoliopsida; Malpighiales; Linaceae
Source: the annotation of a GenBank genome assembly
UCCGGUCAUGAGGAAAAUCCUGCAAGCAUCAAGUCUGCAACUAUUAUUCGAAACUUUUUGUUUUUAAUUUCUACACCCUGUCAUUUUCCAUAUCCACAAAAUUUGACAGCCUAAACUCUGCCAUCUCACUGUUCUCUCCCUCUUCCACAGCUUCUAGUUUCCCUCGUCUUGCUAGCUGAGCUGUGCACUCUUAGUUGCGUUUCACCAAGAUCAACUCUCCCACCGUCACAAAACUUCAAAAAGCCUCAUCUUUACCUAUUCGAGUUACUCUUUAAAAGGCAUCCCAAUAGAUUAGAAGGUGUGAAAAACAGAGCAAGUGAUCCAAGAAAGAAAAAGGAGGAAAACAGAGCAAGUCCAAAAACAGGGGAAUCCAGAAAAACAGAGGAGAACGAGGAUGGGUAGUCGGCUAAUGAUGUCAGCGGUGGUCUUCAUCAUCAUCUUCUUCUUCAGCUCAAUCCACGGAAUCAAAGCCGACGAAGACGACGACAGCAUGUCUCCGGUGGGAUCCCCGCCGAUUAAAUUGAAGCCGAAGGCGGGCGUCGCGUGCAACAAGACCAAUUACACGACCGUGUACCCGACCGACAGUUACGUGAGGCACGUGCUGGAAGAGCUCGGCGACGAGGUCAGCAAGAGCAAAAGUUACGCAAAGGUUAUCAAAUUUCCCGAAAUUGACCACCCAAUCAUGUCCGGUCAAGGUGCCUGCAUGAAGAAUGUGUCGAAGGCGGUUUGCGCCAAGUGUCUCAAGGAUGGGGCGAAGAAGGUCCUCGAAAAAUGUCCGCGGCGGGUGGGAGCUCAGUUCAAUGCCACGGCGUGUCAAUUAAGGUACGACGUUUAUUAGGGUUGCUGUAAUGAGGAUGGAUCAUCGGCGGCGCGGAGGCGAUUUUUGCGGUUGAUAAUGUUAUCUUUGCUUGAUGAACUCUACUACUCUGCGCUUAGAUAACUUCUUUCUCAUGUUUAUUUUGCUCUUUGUAUUUUGACUAUCGGAACGAUUCCAGCAUUUCCAAUGCUUAUCGGUGAUGCAGUGUUGUGUUGCUGCAUUCCAGCUCCAUUUAAAGUGUGUUUCUACUUGUGGAUAGACUUGGGAUGGGUUCGGUUAGUUUGACUACCCUAAAGGGUAGUGAUUUUCGACACCCACUUUGUUUACUGUCCAUUUUAGAUAGUCUUAAUCUAAUGGUCAUUGCAAACAGUUGGUGAUUGGUAAUUAAUUCAGUAAUUAAUUACAUCGAAAAAGAGAAAGAAGUAAACAGUGGGUUCCUUCCCCCACUCAUAAUUAUUCAUUCCCCCUUAUCUUUUUUUAAUUUCACCGUUUCAGUUUCCUUCCCCUUCUAUAUCUCUGGCUUCAGAACCCGCAAACAACCCUUCGCCGCCGACUCAUCAAAUCACUACCCCCGCCGUAAACCAUCCCUCAUCUCCUUCACAAACAGCGGUCGGCCCAUCCCUCACGUCGGAAGUCGUCUGUCUUUCGUCCCGAACCAUCGACUUCAGAACCCGCCCGCAACCCUUCGCCGCCGACUCAUCAAAUCACUACCCCCGCCGUAAACCAUCAUCUCCUUCACAAAAAGCGGUCGGCUCAUCCCUCCCAUCGGAAGUCGUCUGUCUUUCCUCCCGAACCAUUGACUUCGAACCCGCUUGAUCGAUUCCCGUCGACGAUAGUCUAGCAGCGACAGAGGCUAUAUAAGCCGAUAGGGGCGCCGGCGUGAUUUUCCGCUUCCAUUCAUCCUAAAGUGAGGCAAGUAUACUUGAACGAUAACAAUUCACGUCACGAAUGCUUUUAUUCUUGUCGUCUCUUUCAAUACGGUAUUGCACGAAAAUUGUAGAUUUUUUUGGGCAGUGGUAGUUCAAGUAGUGGUAGUUCUAUCACUGUAGUGGUAGGUAUAUCACUCUAGUGGUAGAUGUAUAACUAUAGUGGUAUAUCUAUCAUUAUAGUGGUAAAUCCUUCACAUGCAGUGGUAGAUUUAUCCCUGAAGUGGUUCAAAUAUCACUAAAGUGGUAGUUAGUUG